Myotis daubentonii (Daubenton's bat) is the source of this 2734-nucleotide messenger RNA. RefSeq names its product translation initiation factor IF-2. The transcript has 10 exons. The record is from RefSeq and is a predicted model, not a curated record. Bases 1664 to 2596 code for a protein of 310 amino acids. NCBI's taxonomy places the organism in Eukaryota, Metazoa, Chordata, Mammalia, Chiroptera, Vespertilionidae.
CUACCCGCCGGGCCCCUGAGCUGAGGGGCGUGGCCGGCGGGGUGAGGCGUCCCCCGGGUCGGGGGUCGGGCCUAGGGGCAUCCCCCGAAAGGCGGAAGCGGGGCGAGGCUAUCACAAAGCUGCGGCCGGGUCUGAAGCUAUUGGGGAGGGGGCUGACGGGAUGGCCUGAGGAAAAGGUGCGAAUAAGAAAAAGGCACUCUUCUGGGCCGACGAAUGAGAGAAGAAAAUGGCGCCUUCCCUGGACGGUUCUGGAGUUGAGAAGCCCCAAAUCAAGCAAGGUUCAGCAGAGUUGGUUUCGUGUAAGGGUCCCGAAGAAGGAUCUAUUCCCGGCCUCACUCGUUGACUUAGAGAAGCUGAGCCAUGCAUGGGGGACUGAAGAGAAUGACAGCUGGUGGCCCUCAUCUGACCCUCCUCUCUGUUCCCAAAAUCUGAGGGUCUCUGAACCAGAAACUCGGAAAUCUGUAAUCAGAAGCCACCUUCCCCACCCACAUGCAGAAGUUUUCACACUCAUCUUGAGAGUCUCCCCAAGAGUUAAAAAAGAAAAGAAAAGAAGUUUCAGCCAGGCACAAAUGAAUCACAAGUGUAUUUUGCAACAAAAGUCAACAACUUGAGUUGCUCCAUUAAACUCUGCAAAUAUCCAGGAUUGCAAAAGCCAGGGUGGAUUUCUCAUGGAACUUGCGUCUGAAAUUUCUUAAAGGGGAAAGGUGAAGGUCUCAGAUGAGUAACAGCUCAGAAGCCCUGGAAAAGCCAUUAUCUCCAGGAGCCGGAAUUGCAGGGGACAGCAGUGGCAGAGGAAACCAAACCUUCCCACAACUGAAGAAUCUUCCUCUGCCCGUGGCCCCUCCCGCAGCCCUGGACCCCAUCCCCUGCUCACUCCAGCCUCACUCACUCCAGGACGAUGGAGAUGGAGUCAAAGACUGAGUGACAAGUGUUGUGAACAGAAGACCCUGAAAAUUGAAUAAGCUUCAGGCCCUAACAACACUUGAUGCUCCCAGACUGAAUCAGGCCAGGCCCUGGGCUAACCACUUUGUCAGCAGUUUCUCAAGCCUAUGAAACCAACUCACAUAGGAAGGUCCCCCUAAAGUCCUGGAAAAGCUCGGAAGAUGAGACUCACUGGCUUCUUCUCCCAGAAGGGUGAAUGAAGAAGGCAGCAGGCGCCUGCCUACUCAGCAGCCAGAGAAGGGCAAAGGACAAGGGGAGCCACAAAAGCAGGCGCCUGGGUCUGGGUUCCUUCCUCGCACGGUCCUCCUCCUCCCCCCCUCCCUGCCGGAAGAUUGGGGAAUCUCAAGUUGUUCUUCUUUGCCCACGCCUGACAUUUUUUUCCACUUUACUCUUUCUUGGACGCCUUUCAAGAGUUUGUGCAAUCAUUCUGUUUAGCUGUUUUUCUGCCAUUUUCAAACGUGGGGUGGGGUCCCUUUCGGGUGAGAACGGGGUUACUUGAAGAGUUGAAGGAGCCCUUUCACCUCCUAUCACCCCAAACGCAGUAGGCCCUUCGCUGCCAAAGUUACAAAGUCUGAAACUUUCCGCAUGCCGGGGUUUUGGCUUGGUGCUGGGCUCUGCGAGCUCUCACCUCCUCCCCUGCGCCUCUGCGCUCCGGAGUUCGUGCGCCCCUCACCCUACCACCCAGAGCUAUCCUCUUCCCAUCCAGUCCUGGGCAAGAGCUAUGUCUCCUUCCUGCCCCAGAGACGGGGACAGACCCCUCACUGCUUUAGAGACUUCCUCGGCGGUCCUGCCCAUGCCCCCGAGCCUCCCCUCUCCCGCCCCCUCCCCGCGGACCCGGUGCAGACACCUCGGCCCCCAGCCCCUGAGGCCCCGGUCUGGAAGGCUGGGCAGAGGCAGCGACAGCGACAGGGGCCGGAUGAGGACAGCGACGGGGUCCGGUUUGGAAGGCAGCGACGAGAACAAAAGCAGGGACACAGUCAAGGCAGAAACCGGGCAGGGCCGGAGCAGCGGCCCUUCUCCUCUCCCCACCUCGCCCGCGCCCCAGCCCGCAGCCCCCGGGCCUGGCCCCGCUCACCUCCUCGGGGAGGCUCGGGCGGCGCCCCGCGGGACCCACCUGAUCCGCAGAACUGGGCGCGCUUGGAGAGGGACCACGCCUCGGCUCCCGGGCGCGGCGGCGCCCUCGGCUGUCCGAACAGCGGCCGGGCCGCCUCCGCCCGAGCCCGGCAGGGAUGCCGCCUGCGCUCCGGCCACACGCCGGACGCUCUCCUCCAAGGCAGCGGGCGGCGCGCAACGGGCCGGGGCGCGAAGGAGCAGGGAGCUCUCGGCAGCAAGCGGCGCACUCCCCGCUCGGCACCGCCCGAGGCUAUUUAUGCAAAGCGGGUCCCGCCCCGGACACAGACAGCAGAGCUGCGGACCACGCCACGGCUCCUUUGCCGGUGCGUGCGAGUCUGAUGGCCUGGCUGCAGAGAUGGUGUUUGUUUCAUUUCACUCAGGCAGAAAAAAGCCUGAAACCAGCAAAAAAAAAAAAAAAGAAAAAAAAAAAGACGGUGACGGUGGCUGGGCCUCUGCCCCCUCGGGCCGGCACGUGGUAGAGGUAUGGCCAAAGUGUUCCGGCCAGAAGACCUUCCUCCCUAUACCUCCUCCAUUCCUUUAAGAAAUAUUUAUUGGGAUUCUGCUAUCUGUCAGCCCUGUUCUUCAAGCUGAGGACACAAAAGCCAACAAGCGAGAUAGCGUCAUAGCCCUGGAGGAGCCUGCAGCUCAGGCAUUAAACUAAGAACUGUUAUCAAUGGAA